Molecule: messenger RNA, 952 nt
Organism: Neurospora hispaniola
Lineage: Eukaryota; Fungi; Ascomycota; Sordariomycetes; Sordariales; Sordariaceae
Product: ESCRT-II complex subunit-domain-containing protein
Exons: 1
Coding region: 100-774 (224 amino acids)
Biological process (GO): protein transport to vacuole involved in ubiquitin-dependent protein catabolic process via the multivesicular body sorting pathway
Cellular component (GO): ESCRT II complex
Molecular function (GO): protein homodimerization activity; structural molecule activity
Source: RefSeq, a predicted model, not a curated record
ACAACCUACCAACAUUCAGUCAACCUCAAUCAACCAAAACAAGUAGGGCCAGCCUCAACCGGUCCUCAACUUAACCCCCCCCAAAAUCCAAAUCCAAUAAUGUCAACAACACCUCCCGCCCCCUCAGACUCCAGCACCCCCAACAACAGCAACCCAAAGACAACAGCAGGCACUCUCCUCCCCAACGACACCUUCCCCUUCCCGCGCGAAUUCUUCUUCCCCCCCUUCUUCACCCGCCAAACCAACCUGACGACCCACCACGCCCAACUCACCAAAUGGUCCUCCCUCUUACUCGCCUACUGCCGCCAUCACCGCCUCUUUCGCCUCUCCCUGAACCCUGACGCCAUUCCCUUCCACAACCCGCGUAUCAACCGCCGCUUGGCGCCGGGGGAUAUCAGACGGGUAGUGGAUUUUCUGAGAAAAGAUGGACGGGCCGAAUAUGUUCUUCCUCUUGGCCAGACCAAAAAAGAUGGGACCAUGACAACGACGGCAAGAGGAGGAGGAGGGGAAGCGGGAGAGGGAGGGGAGGCAUUCAUCUACUGGCGGACACCAGAGGAAUGGGGAUCGCUGAUUGAAGCAUGGGUGGAGGAGACGGGGCAGAGGGGGUCCGUCUUGACUGUUUACGAGCUGAGGGAGGGAGAGGGGACGAGGGGGACCGAGAUUUGGGGGAUGGAUGGGGAUGUGCUGGUCAAAGCGCUGGGUACGGUAGUCAAGAGAGGGAAGGCGCAGAUCUUUCAGAGUGGCGAGGAUUCGUUGGGUGUCAAGUUCUUCUAAGACAGAGCGGAGCGAGGGAUGGAUGCAGGAGAAAAAUGGAUGGAAAGAUGGGCGAGGUUGACUGGCUGCGUGGGUGGGUGUGGAAAUCAGAAGCGUGGUUGAUGAGGACGUCGAUGGAGUUUAUGGGACCUGUCAGUGAUUAAUUGUUGUGGCGGUCAACGGGCUCACUUCAAGAGGG